This is a messenger RNA of Leishmania major strain Friedlin, 570 nucleotides long. RefSeq lists its product as hypothetical. The record is from RefSeq and is a predicted model, not a curated record. The transcript has a single exon. NCBI's taxonomy places the organism in Eukaryota, Euglenozoa, Kinetoplastea, Trypanosomatida, Trypanosomatidae. Bases 1 to 570 code for a protein of 189 amino acids.
AUGCAACUUAAUGGCGCAGUGCCCCCACUCACUCUAUCAAUGCCUUUUGGGGGCUUCCUAUUAUCUGUAGCCUCAAUGAGGGAACGUGAGAGGCGCGCACCCUCUUGUUAUAUGAUCAGCCGUUUUGUGUUGUUGUGCUCGGAGUGCAACAGCAUACGUGUUGUUGCGAGCUUAGGUGUCUAUGCGUGUUUCGCAGUCGGCGUAAUUCAAGCCUUAGCACAUCCACGCAACUUUCCCUCAUUCCUCGCUCACCUCCGCCGUUUCUCCGCGAGGUCGAUGAGCAGAGUCACGCUUUCCGAGUGUCUCAUCAUCGACGUACUCAUACUCCCGCCCCUGCUUCAUCAUAACCAUCUCCUACAUUGUGAACACAGAUCCGUUUCUCGUGCUCUCCACUCUACAAGAGAUGAUGCUCUGUUUUUUUUCUUUUUCACGUUGACCUUGACGGCAUGUGGCGAAGGUGGCAUCACAGAACCACAGACACACACACACACGCGCUCUUCGACGCAGACGAGGGCGAGCGCUCCCGGGGCGGAGCUAGUGCGCGUUCGUGCUGACAAAAAAAAGGAGUGA